GGAUGGACACGCUGAACGCGAAGCUGUACCUGCAGAACUGCUACAUCAUGAAGGAGAACGAGCGGCUGCGCAAGAAGGCGCAGCUGCUGAACCAGGAGAAUCAGGCCCUGCUCACCAAGCUCAAGCAACGCCUCGCCAAGACGGCGGCGGCCAACAACAACAGCAAAGCCAACGGCAACGGGAACUCCGCGGCGGCAGGGAACAACCGUGCGCCCAUCCCCGACCUCAAUGACGCCGCUCCAGGGGCGCACGGCGGCCAUGAGAUGAAGGCGGCGCCCAAGUCCAAGAAGGCGGUCGCAAACUGAUCGCUGCAGCUUGUUGCUGUCGCUCGUGAGCUAGAAGUCUGUAGUUCUUAUCAAGGGUUUACUUCUGGAUGUUAGGAUUGUGUGCUUAAAUUUAGCUAAUGGGUUUGCAUGCCUAGGGGAAAAAAUCGGUCUGAAAAAUCUGGUAAAUCCAGUUUAUUGGCAGUACCGGUGGUCCUGGUAAAAUACUAAACUGGUUAAAAUAUUUCGGUUAAAUUUGAUUUUAGAAACAUAUAAAAUGAACCAAAGAGGUAAAGAAGAAGAAACAACGUUGUAGUGCAAUAGCACAAUAUUUUUUCUGAUAGGCUAAGGUCUCAUUGUUUGAGUCCUGCUAG
Phragmites australis (common reed) is the source of this 637-nucleotide messenger RNA. Its product is annotated as protein LITTLE ZIPPER 3-like. The transcript has a single exon. Lineage: Eukaryota; Viridiplantae; Streptophyta; Magnoliopsida; Poales; Poaceae. Bases 3 to 305 code for a protein of 100 amino acids. The record is from RefSeq and is a predicted model, not a curated record.